AUGUAUUCAAAUUUUCUGCUGUUGUUGCUGCCCUUCCCAGUGCUGGCCACCAUUGCACACGUACAGAACACAGGCAAACCAGACGACCCAACAUUGCCGCGCUUCCUGGAGAAUGUCCCGAACAUCACCCAGACGGUGGGCAGGGAUGCGCUGCUGCACUGCAAUGUUGACCAGCUCAAGAGUUAUAAGGUUGCGUGGGUACAGGUCGACACGCAGACUAUCCUAACCAUCCACAAGCAAGUGAUCACCCGCAACCCCAGGAUAUCGCUCCUACACGACGAUCACAAGUCCUGGCACCUCAAGAUAGAGAAUGUCCAGGAGAAGGAUCGAGGAUAUUACAUGUGUCAAGUCAACACGGAUCCUAUGAGGUUCAGGCAGGGAUACCUAGAUGUUGUUGUUCCCCCUGACAUCCUGGACCGCGAGUCAUCAGGAGAUCUGACGGUGCGGGAGGGCGAUGACGUCACCCUUCAAUGCAAGGCCAGAGGGCACCCCCACCCCACCAUCACCUGGAGGCGGGAGGACGGCAAUCCACUCCACCCACUGCCGGAGAACCCAGGCACAGAAGCCACCAAAGAGCUGCAGAAAUACCCUAAAUUUCCCACCGUAUUCUCACCGCACAGAGGCCACCGAGGAGCUGCAGAAAUACCCUUAAUUUCCCACCGUAUUCUCACCGCAUUCUCACCGUNGUUCCCCCCGAUGACGUGGGUCCCCCACCAGCUGGAGGGGGCGUACGUGGGGCAGGAGCUGACGAUAGAGUGCCACACCGAGGCGAGCCCCAAGUCUAUCAACUACUGGACCAAUGGCAACGGCGAAAUGAUCAUAUCAGACGACCACUACGAGAGCAUCCUGAUCGAGAGCUCGUACAAGAUCUACAUGAAGCUGCGCAUCCACCGCAUACGAGACGGGGACUUCGGCAACUACUCCUGCAUAGCCAAGAACUCCCUGGGCCAGACAGACGGGUCCAUCAGAGUGUACAAGAUCGAGCCGCCGGCCACGGAGCCGACGUACAGCCUGACAGGCCUGGACGUGCACUACCCUGGCUACGGUGAUGACCUGGGGCCGGAGUAUGGCGUCGUGGAGACACAUACUACAGCCCCUAACUUCAUUAAUAGAGAGCGGCAGCACAGCGGCAAGUACGAGAGUUCAGGAGUGAACGACAUCACCGGCACCAACCGACACUCCAAGCAGCAACCUCGAGACCCCAAAGGCCACUACCACCGUAGGCCCUCGGACUUCAUGUUCCCUCUGCCCGGCGGGUCCGGAGCCCGAGCCUGCGGUCCCGCUGUGCUGAUGUUGUGGGCCAGCGUCUCUGUGGUCGCGGGACACGCGCUUAGAACGCGCGUUCAUAUCCAACUAAGGCGUUAUAAUUAA
Messenger RNA from Hyalella azteca, 1371 nucleotides. RefSeq names its product opioid-binding protein/cell adhesion molecule homolog. NCBI's taxonomy places the organism in Eukaryota, Metazoa, Arthropoda, Malacostraca, Amphipoda, Hyalellidae. Gene Ontology annotation, cellular component: neuron projection. The record is from RefSeq and is a predicted model, not a curated record. Bases 1 to 1371 code for a protein of 456 amino acids. The transcript is spliced from 11 exons.